AAGCAAAACCUCUUUAUAAAUUCCACCCAGCAAUGACAUUCUGCUCAUCAAUCAAAACCAAUCACAAGCAAAGCAAGCUUUAAGUUUUACUCACUGCCAAGCAAUUUGUCAAUUCUGUUUGCAAAUCCAAUUUUUGAAUAAACCCCUUUUCUCAUCAGUUCUCAAUUUUCUCUGCUAGAAAACCAAAAAUGUCGAUCAUCCCAAGUUUCUUUAGCAACCAAAGGAGCAAUGUUUUUGAUCCAUUUUCUCUUGAUAUCUGGGAUCCUUUCCAAGGCUUUCCUUUCUCUACCGGAGCUCUAACCGGACAGCAAGCUGGUGGUGUUUCUGAUGCUGCAAGAGAGACAUCGCAAUUAGCAAACACAAGGAUCGAUUGGAAAGAAACCCCAGAAGCUCAUGUCUUCAGAGCUGAUCUUCCCGGUGUUAAAAAGGAAGAAGUCAAAGUUGAAGUAGAAGAAGGGAGAGUGCUGCAGAUAAGUGGAGAAAGGAGUAGAGAAAGUGAAGAGAAGAACGAUAAGUGGCAUAGAGUUGAACGUAGCAGCGGAAAGUUUUUGAGGAGGUUCAGAUUGCCCGAGAAUGCCAAAAUGGAGGAAGUGAAAGCUACUAUGGAGAAUGGAGUUCUUACUGUCUGUGUUCCUAAAGUUGAGCAGAAGAAGCCUGAAGUAAAGUCUAUUGAGAUUUCCGGUACUUCGGCUGCCUGAAGAAGCUUAUCACGAUCAGAAAUGUAUGAAAUGCCUAUGUUGCCUUUGUUAGUAUUAUGUUACUACUGUCUGUUACUAGUAUGAGUUACAUUGUGAGUUGUGUAAAAGUGGCCAAGCGCAUGCUAUGUACUAGAUGUAUUGUUGUUAAUAAAAUGAAGGUUUGGUUCA
Molecule: messenger RNA, 866 nt
Organism: Papaver somniferum (opium poppy)
Lineage: Eukaryota; Viridiplantae; Streptophyta; Magnoliopsida; Ranunculales; Papaveraceae
Product: 17.8 kDa class I heat shock protein-like
Exons: 1
Coding region: 189-698 (169 amino acids)
Biological process (GO): protein complex oligomerization; response to heat; response to salt stress
Source: RefSeq, a predicted model, not a curated record